UAUCAAUUAAGAAGAAAAUAAAACCCUAACCUUCAUCCUACUUCUUUGUUCUCUUUGCUCCGCCGUUGUUAUCUUUUCUAAGACACCAUGGCCGCCACAGAAGGACCAGUCGUUGCUCUCAUCAGUAAGCGUCUCCGUGCUCACCGCAAGAAAUACAACAAAAUUGUUGGGCUGGAAGAGUCGAUCUCUCAGGGGAAAACCCUAAACAAGGAUCAAGUAGAGAUCCUCCGUUCGAAGCCAAUCGUCACCGCCCUUAUCGAUGAACUCUUAAAGCUUCGUAUUCCUCCUCCCUCCGAUGUCGUUCCUGAAGAGACUAGCGUCCCUGCUAAGAAAAAAAAACAGCAAAAGGCACGUAAGGAGGAAGCCGAGGAGGAGAACGUAGCGGCCAAGAAUGACGACGAGGAUUGCAAGAUCUCUGAAGAUGGUGAAGUUUCGAAGGACAAUACUUCUCCUAGCGAGAGCUCACAGGAUGUUACGCCACCUCCGAGUAGUGGGAAGUCACGAAGACGUAGACGGAAGGCGAAGAAACCUCAGACUUCGGAGUAAUUGUGUCUCCAACAUCUGUUUGUAGCAGAAGUUGCUUUUGUCACAAUUGUCCUUGGCAGUUUCGUUUGGCUUUCUUCUUCUUGUGAACACAAGGAGGGCUUUUGCGUUUGAGCCUUUUCCAAUUUGGUUCAUUUAAUUCGCCAUGU
Molecule: messenger RNA, 692 nt
Organism: Camelina sativa (false flax)
Lineage: Eukaryota; Viridiplantae; Streptophyta; Magnoliopsida; Brassicales; Brassicaceae
Source: RefSeq, a predicted model, not a curated record